UCUAUACACCGGCUACCUAGCUGCUUAUCUUGGUUAACCUCGCUCGCCCUUGUCUUCGUUAAUCCGAACAACCUCACGCAUAACGAUACCAUUGGUCGGUCGACCGUCGCGGACACCCACUCACAGGAUGAACCGCGGUCCCUCAGCGGCGCGAGAGAGGCACCUACCGAUGCUGCGAGCAGCAGCCUUGAUGACCCCCGCGAGGGAUCUCCCCGCAGCGAGACUCCCGCACCAGGAGUCUCUCAGGAGGGUCACAACCCAUCCUCGCAGGCUACCCAAGCCGCCGACACGGGCCCACACCCGUUGCCGCCACUGCCCCAGGCAGCAGGAGGACCCCCAGUCCACCCUCAACCGGCGAACCCUCGUCCGCCGCGAGGCGCGAGACGCACACGAGCCAGUCUCCAGAUAGUGACACAGAACAUCCGCGGCAGAAGAAGCGCGUCGGACAGGGUGGACAAGCUCGCUGACUUUCACCUGCGUAUCAAGGAACAUGGCUUCGCAGUAUCAAUGAUUCAAGAAGCACAUACUUCAGUCGAAGACGCGGCCACUCUAGAACAAAACUUUCAACGAAUCAAAGCCUUCGCGUCACCCAUACCAAACCACAAAUCCUCACACGGUGGCAUCCUCUUCCUGGUAAACACGGAAAAGGUAUCACCAAAGGAUCUUCAACACACGGUCAUCAUCCCAGGACGCGCAGCGCUACUAACAAUCAAAUGGCAAGCGGGCAACACCCUAACCCUCCUCAAUGUUUAUGCUCCUGCCACCUCCGACCAAGAACGGAAAGAUUUCUUCAAGGACAUAGCACACUUCUACGACCUGCACCCCGGAACGCGCCACCCGGACUUCAUGGGUGGUGACUUUAACAUGGUCGACGAAGGCCUCGAUAAAUCCGGAAAUGACGACUCGUCAGCAAGUGUAGUCGAAGCGCUACUUGCACUCCGAACGCGUUUCAAUCUACAAGACUCCUUCCAAGCGAUAAACCCCGAUAAAAGAGUACACUCAUGGCGGCGAGCAGACGGUACCUGGUCGUGCAUAGACCAAAUAUACAUAGCGGCGUACCUGAUCCCAUACAUGUUGGAUGCCAACAUAGAAAACAUAGGCGUCGACUCAGACCAUUUGACCGUGUCAACGACUGUAGAAUCGAAGGAUGCGCCCUACAUUGGCAAAGGGAACUGGGUGUUCCUGAAAAACCUGCUGAAAAGCAAAACCCUGAACGAGAAGCUAGAUGUACUAUUCGUAGAAACCGGUCAAACCCUGGCACAAAUGGAAGAGCGAUCCGAAGAAGCUAACCCACAACUUCUGCUACACGCCUUCAAACAGAAAGUCCAAAAGAUCACGCGCGAACACGAUAAGGUAGCCCAACCGACCAAACUCGCAACACCACUGAAGUCCGCACGAGAACAAAGAGAUCGCACCCUACGCAGAGAGGGUCCGCAAGUGGACACCAUUACGGGGCAUUUAUGCAAUAAAAACCCGUUUAUUAUCUACCCGGGUCGUGCGUGUGGGCUCAAUUUCAGGCACAGAACCGAUUUCGGCCGCAUUUGGGUUAAUUAA
This is a messenger RNA of Peniophora sp. CBMAI 1063, 1554 nucleotides long. Lineage: Eukaryota; Fungi; Basidiomycota; Agaricomycetes; Russulales; Peniophoraceae. The record is from the annotation of a GenBank genome assembly.